Molecule: messenger RNA, 1687 nt
Organism: Gadus morhua (Atlantic cod)
Lineage: Eukaryota; Metazoa; Chordata; Actinopteri; Gadiformes; Gadidae
Gene: gsg1l2b
Product: gsg1-like 2b
Exons: 5
Coding region: 194-1126 (310 amino acids)
Cellular component (GO): plasma membrane
Source: RefSeq, a predicted model, not a curated record
AACAGCCGCACAACUGAGCAGCAUACGCGCGAGAAGAACGUCGCGAGCCAGGCGCGCACUGUCAACCAGCCGCAGUCGGAUAUAUUCAUUGAUAAAAAGAAAACGGAUUAUGAGGAUUUGUGAAGAAGUCAUCAAGUAGCAGUGUUAAUAAACGUCAGGAUUAGUGCGGAUUUCAUCCCGGGUUUCCACAACAAUGCUAGACCGGCGACGGAGAGCCUCCCUGGCUCUUACCUUGAACUUCCUCGCCCUGUUCCUCGCGAUGUGCGCGCUCACCACCAGCUACUGGUGCGAGGGCACGCGGAAGGUGGUGAAGCCGUUCUGCACGGGACCCAUCACGACCAGACAGUCGUUUUGCAUCAGGUUUAACAGUUCUAACCUCAAUGACACCCGCUUGGUCCAGUACAUCUGGGAAACGGGCGAGGACAAGUACCUGAUGAGGAAGUUUCACACGGGCAUCUGGUUCUCGUGCGAGCAGAACGUCAACAUGACGGGUGAAAACUGCAGAAGUUUCUUGUAUGUGGCGCCUUCAAAUGAAAGAGGCGUGCUCUGGCUGUGUAUUGUGGCCGAGUGCCUGUAUAUUCUCCUGCUGGCCACCGGGGGAAUCCUAAUGUCCAUCGAAGUGUGUCAGAUUGGAAAUGUCAUCGAUGGUCUCAAGCUGAACGCCUUCGCCGCCAUCUUCACCGUUCUGUCAGGUCUGCUAGGCAUGGUGGCCCACAUGAUGUAUACCACAGCCUUUCAGCUCACGGUCAGCCUGGGCCCGGAGGACUGGAAACCACAGACAUGGGACUACAGCUGGUCAUACAUCCUGGCGUGGAGCUCCUUCACCGCCUGCAUGGCCUCCUCCGUCACCACCAUCAACCGCUACACCAAGACCAUCCUGGAGUUCAAGCACAAGCGGCGCAACAUCGAGAAGAACCUGAAGAUCAAGCAGCGGCUGCUGGAGCUGGACUCCCCCGAGCAGGUGUGGGACAUGUACAUCAGCUCCGUGCCCAGCACGGCCCAGGAGCUGCUGGACCUGUCCUCCUCCUCCACCGCCAACGGGGGCCGCAAGCUGUCCGGAGCCUCCGUCUUCCUGGACCUCAACGACCUGCCCCCCCACGACCGCCACGGGGAGGAGUACUGCUGAAGGGCUCGGAGAACACCGGAGCUGUGUGGGGUGGUGUGUAUGUGGGGGGGGGGGGGGGGUGUGUGUGUGUGUGUGUGUGUGUGUGUGUGUUAGAGAGAAAGUGUGUUCGAGAGAGUGUGUGUAUGUGUAUGUGUAAUGGCAUUUAUUUUUGGGCAAUGUUAUAGACUUGUGUUGCACACACAAACACACACACACACACACACACACACAGUAAGGUAUACAGACAACCACACACACUGUCAGAACCGAUGAAGCUGUUCCCUGAGUUGUUGUGGCCGUGUCACAACGGCUGACCUUUGACCUUCACCUUAAUGGCUUCGCCCACUGUGGGAAAGAAAUGUACGGAAAGAAGUACAGUGGUCUAGCAUUGUAUUGAUCGAACUCCAUUUACUAUAAUUCAAUGCCAGACGUAGGGGGCCAAAGACGAGUUGAGGAACAGUGAACUACCCCUCCCCCCCACACCCACACAGACACACGUAUACGCACGCAUAUACACACUCACACAUACAAACUCACACACACACACACAUACAAACUCACAUACACACACACACUCACAUA